AGCAGCAGGCGAGGCGAGGGCUUUGCCGCUCCCUCCUGCUCCUGCUGCAGUGGUCACUUCUUUAUUGCCUGCUCCCCUCCCCUCCCCUUCCCACGCUUGACUCGGGCACGGCUUAAAAGCGCACACCUCGCUCGCCCUCGCCAUUAUUCCGCCGCGUGCAAGGCCAGUGGCUGCUCCACCCUCGCCCGAAGCUUCAGUCCUGUGCUCCCGGCCAUGGACCAAGGGCGCAGCUAAUCUUCCUCGGGGAUUCUUGUCCCCCUUCGGAGUCUCGGGGCGGCGAGGCAAUGGGGGUGGCUCGGAGGGAGCGCUGGGCUGUUCCCCUCCUGUGGGCGGCGCUUCUUGCGGUGGCGCUGCUGGGCGGCGCCAGCGGCUCCGAGGAGGGCACCGCGGUGUACAUUGUGACCAUGAAGCAGGCGCCCGUGUCCCACAAGCGCCUCGACCUGGAGAGGUUUCGGAGCAGCAGGGUUGCCGCCGGCGGCGGCGGCGGCGCAGGGGAUAACCCGGCCACCAGCAUCCUCAGGAAACCGAGGCAUGCUUCACCCAAAUAUAUGAAUUAUGGCUCACUCCUAGUGCGCCUUCAAAAUUCUCUCCUGAAGAAGACACUAAGAGGAGAGCACUAUACAAAGUUGUACAGUUACCACUACUUGAUUAAUGGUUUUGCUGUUGUCCUCACUCCUCAGCAGGCAGAGAAGCUAAAUAGGAGAAAAGAAGUGGCAAACAUAAUAUUGGAUUUCUCUGUUAGGACGGCAACAACUUAUACCCCUGAAUUCCUUGGCCUGCCAGAAGGUGCUUGGGUGCAAGAUGGUGGUCCACAAUGUGCUGGCCAGGGUGUUGUUGUGGGCCUCAUUGAUACAGGAAUCGACCCAAAUCACCCUAGCUUUGCAGAUGACUUGACAACCGAUAAUUAUCCAGUUCCUGCUCACUACUCUGGUAAUUGUGAGGUUACAAGUGAUUUUCCAUCUGGGUCCUGCAACAGAAAGCUUGUUGGAGCUCGACAUUUUGCAGCAUCUGCAAUAACCCGAGGAGUCUUCAAUGCCUCUCAAGAUCUUGCUUCACCAUCUGAUAGUGAUGGCCAUGGGACCCACACAGCAUCCAUUGCUGCUGGUAAUCAUGGCAUACCUGUUAUUGUGGCUGGACAUUACUUUGGGGAUGCAAGUGGAAUGGCUCCUCGUGCACACAUCGCUGUCUAUAAAGCGCUGUACAAAGGUUUUGGAGGUUUUGCUGCUGAUGUAGUGGCUGCAAUAGAUCAGGCAGCUGAAGAUAAUGUCGACAUAAUCAGUUUAUCUAUUACCCCUAAUAGGAGGCCUCCUGGAUUGGCUACAUUCUUUAAUCCAAUUGACAUGGCACUAAUGUCAGCUGUGAAAGAUGGCAUAUUUGUUGUGCAAGCUGCAGGAAAUACCGGUCCUUCCCCUAAGAGCAUGUCUUCAUACAGUCCAUGGAUUUUUACUGUAGGCGCUUCUGCCCAUGACAGGGAGUACAACAACUAUGUUGUACUUGGCAACAAUUUGACCAUUUCAGGAGUUGGCCUUGCUCCUGGAACAGAUGGUGAUUCCAUGUACAAUCUGAUUGCUGCACCUCAUGCACUGCAAAAUUAUACAACUACUCCAAUUGAAAUGUCCCUAGGAGAGUGCCAAGAUCCAAGCCACCUAGAUAAAGAUCUGAUAAGGGGGAAGAUACUGGUCUGCAGCUAUUCCAUAAGAUUUGUACUUGGCCUCUCUUCUGUGAAGCAAGCUUUAGAUACAGCAAAGAAUGUCAGUGCUGCAGGAAUUAUAUUUUACUUGGACCCUUUUGUCCUUGGUUUCCAGCUGAACCCAACUCCAAUGGAUAUACCUGGACUUAUAAUACCAUCAUCUGAUGACUCUAAGAUAUUCCUAAGUUAUUACAACGAUUCGCUUGUACGAGAUGGGCCGUCAGACAGAGUUGUCAAGUUUGGUGCAGUUGCAAAAAUACUAGGAGGUCUGAAGCCAAAUUAUGGUAGUUCGGCACCAAAAGUGAUGUUUUAUUCUGCUAGGGGGCCUGACCCUGAGGAUAAUACAUUGGCCAAUGCCGAUAUCUUGAAACCAAAUGUGGUAGCACCUGGCAGUUCCAUUUGGGGUGCUUGGAGUUCGCGUGGAUUGGAUUCUGCUGAAUUUACCGGUGAAAGUUUUGCGAUGCUCUCCGGUACAAGUAUGGCUGCACCACACAUUGCUGGCCUUGCUGCUCUAAUCAAGCAGAAGUUUCCUUCUUUUAGCCCGGCAGCUAUAGGUUCCGCGCUGUCUACUACUACAACUCUCAGUGACAAGCAGGGGAAUCCAAUCAUGUCACAGCGAACAUACAGCAACCCAGACUCCACACAAACUCCAGCUACACCUUUUGACAUGGGGAAUGGGUUUGCCAAUGCCACUGCUGCUUUGGACCCUGGGCUCAUAUUUGAUUGCAGUUACGAUGACUACCUCUCCUUUCUGUGUGGUAUAAAUGGCUCUGCUCCAGUAGUGGCGAACUACACCGGCAGCAGCUGCAGGGCCUCCACCAUGACCGGAGCAGACCUAAACCUGCCGUCGAUCACUAUAGCCGUGCUCAACCAGUCAAGAACAAUAACGCGAACAAUCACCAACGUGGCGAGCGACGAGAACUACACGGUCAGCUGCAACGCCCCCUACGGGGUGGCGGCGUCCGCGGCACCAGCACAGUUCUUCAUCCCCAGCGGGCAGAAGCAGCUCGUGACCUUCGUCGUGAACGCCACCAUGACCAACUCUUCGGCGAGCUUCGGGGACGUCGAGUUCUAUGGGGACAGGGGCCACCGGGUGGUCAUUCCGUUCACGGUCAUGUCCAAGGCUGUGUAGAGUUCCUGAUAACUGAAAAGCUGACGCUGUAACGGUGUCCUGACUGAUCAAGCCAUCAAGGUUGUAUACGCAGCGGUGACCUGACUGCUUUGGAGGUAGAAUGACCAGGAUUUACUUACUCGUAGCUGUUUUGUUUGGUGUACAUUUUGAAGCAUGUCGUCCAUGUAAGUAGAUGAGUGGGCUAGGUGAACAAUAACUGUAAAGGGAAUGUGUACGAGGACGCCCGUCUUUUGCCGAAUGAGAAAUCCUUUUCGCAGA
Messenger RNA from Aegilops tauschii subsp. strangulata, 3080 nucleotides. RefSeq names its product subtilisin-like protease SBT2.2. Gene Ontology annotation, molecular function: serine-type endopeptidase activity. Gene Ontology annotation, biological process: proteolysis. Lineage: Eukaryota; Viridiplantae; Streptophyta; Magnoliopsida; Poales; Poaceae. The record is from RefSeq and is a predicted model, not a curated record.